UUGUUUAAUUAAUUUUCAUAAUUUUAAUUAUUAAUAAAAAUAAACUUGUUUAGUGGUUAAUAAUUUUAAUUUGUUGAGUGACAAGUGGAGCACGUGUUCAGUGAAUUUAAAAUUGUUGAAAAAAAAUAUGAUGUGAAGUGUUGAUUAAAGUUCGAUUGAUUAAUUACGGCUGUUAAUCAUAUGAUUUGGAUUUACCUAAAAAUGAUGCUUUCAGUGAUAUCCCAAAAUUACACACUAAAGUCAACAUUGUUCUACAUAUCCCUCCUACUGAUAAUAAAUAUCUCAAACGUGGCAUCACAAUGUGGUGGAACAUCAACAGAUCGUCAAGAUAAGCUCGCCGUUUACAAAGUUAUCCUACGGACAUACUGGUCGAGAGCUCGGUUUCCACGUCACUAUCCUGAAUGGCGGCCACCUGCCCAGUUCGGCAAACUAGUUGGGCGAACUCACGAUUCAACGUACACAUUAUACCGUCUAGGCGAGCGAUUAUCACCUGGAGCAAUGCAGUACGUAGAAACAGGACGCACAGAUAGCUUGGACACAGGGGGAGACAGCCCUAAUAUCCUGGACGUCUUCGGAGGCCCGGGAAUACCCCAAGGGGAGGGCAGUACCGUGACACGUACAUUUCUGGAUGGUAAUCACACCCUGGUUAGCAUGAUGGCGAGGAUAAAUCCCAGUCCCGAUUGGUUUGUGGGAGUCGACUCAUUCCAGCUCUGUGUGGAGGGUAAUUGGGUUGAUACCGUAACUGUUGAGCUAGACCCAUUGGACGGCGGCACAGACAACGGUUUUACCUUUACGGCGGCAAAUUGGCCGACGAACCCCCAGGGGAUUGCUUACAGAAUAACAUCACGAUAUCCUGCACAUCCAGCUGGAAGUUUCUAUUACCCAAACCUACCACGACUGCCGCCAAUUGCCACCCUGACCUUUACCAAGCUGAAGGAAUACACACUAACAGAGACGUAUCACGAAGACGAAGUGGAAAUGGAGUUUAUAAGCAAUGAUAAGUCGCCGUACAAUCUAGCAGUUGCGACUCUCAGGGGAAUCGAUCCGAACCGUGACUUGAACGAAGCGAUUGCAGAAGAGCGAAAGGAAAUGGACACUCAGAGAUACAGGUACUGGACAUCUGGGCCAACAAAUCCGUUGGUAACAGAUUAUCCAGUAGAUAAUAAAGCCGCUAUAAUGGAUAGCAUUGCAUCCUCGUACAGCUUGGGACUGUCAAGAGCACGUUUCCCAGCAACCCCUACAUCCUUGCCAGGACAACGCUAUCACGUUAUUCCAAGUCUGAAUUUUAAUCUGGCUAACAGCCAGGACUCCAGGACCAGACAAGAGAUCAUGCAGCGUAAGAGCGCUGAUGCGCUAAUGGAACGCCAGAAGGAGCAAAUUUACCAGGAUAUUCAAAGAAGGAUCGCAAAUGCCACCAAUAAUAAUAAUAAUAAUAAUAAUAAUAAUAAUAACAGAAAUAUCGCAAAUAUCAGCAGCAACAACGUUGAUUUUAACACAACACGCUCUUAUAGUGACGAUAAUAUCAUUACGAGUACAAAAGAAACGCACAAAUUCAGGAAGCAGCAUCGAUUUGCUAAAGGAAAACAUUUUCGACGACGAAUCCCUCGGGACUGCAAAGUAGGAGAAUGGGAAGCAUGGAGCGCUUGUAGUCGUAGCUGUGGAGUAGGAGAAACACAACGAGUGCGGAAAAUUACUGUUAAACCACGACGAGGUGGCGCUCCCUGUCCGCCACUCAAAGAGACAAAAUGGUGUGGAAGCGUCACUCCUUGCCCUGAUAAUAAUAACAAUAACAAUAAACCGAUUGUCGAUAUAUUUUCUUGGUAAAAUAAAAAAAAAACAACCGAAUAAUUUUGAAUAAUUAUUUUUGAAAAUUGAAAUUUUUUGGACAAAUGCAUUUAAUUUAUUUACAAUUUCUUUUUAUGUUUAAAGAGGCAUUUGUUUUUAUUUCAGAAGCUUUUUAAUUAGUUACAAAUUUAGAUUAUAUUUAAACUUUAUGACUUUAUGACAAUCUGGGCAAUUUUUUAAAAGUGUAAACUUUUAGAUUUGUAAUUUCAACAGUAAAGUUUCAUUCUUUAAUUAAUGAAAUAACAAUUAUCAGUACCUUGAUAUUUAGAUGCUUUCGAGCUUUUAUGAAAAAAAAACUAUGUUCAGUCUUGUAAGAAAAAUUUACGUAAACGAUGUAUAAGAUCUAU
This is a messenger RNA of Cotesia glomerata, 2192 nucleotides long. RefSeq lists its product as uncharacterized. The record is from RefSeq and is a predicted model, not a curated record. Bases 181 to 1824 code for a protein of 547 amino acids. Gene Ontology annotation, cellular component: extracellular matrix. The transcript has 7 exons. Lineage: Eukaryota; Metazoa; Arthropoda; Insecta; Hymenoptera; Braconidae. Gene Ontology annotation, biological process: cell adhesion.